AUGUCUGCAAGACUAGUUGCUCGAUGCCGCAACCCAAUCGGCCGGUGCAAGGUCCCAACUGCAACCCCGACGAGAUGGCAAGCGGCACUUGGCACCAAGAGAUUCGCCGACUUUGACCUGGCCGGCAAGGCAUUCGUUGUAACAGGCGGUGCUCGAGGCCUGGGAUUGGCCAUGGCAGAAGCCCUUGUCGAGGCUGGUGGUAAAGUUUACUGCGUUGAUCGGCUACCAAAGCCCGACGAAGAAUAUGAGAGGGCCCUGCAGCGCGUCGUCCCUGAAUGGGGAGGUUCAUUAGAGUAUCGACAGCUGGAUGUAAACGACACGGCAGCACUCAACAAGAUGAUGGAGGAUAUUGCCGCGGAGAACAAGGGCAUCCAGGGCGUCAUUGCGGCUGCCGGCAUCCAGCAACUCACUCCCGCGAUCGACUACAAGCCGGAAGACGUAAACAAAAUGCUGCAGACCAACUACACGGCCGUAUUUAUGACGGCGCAAGCAGCGGCCAGACAGAUGUUCAAGUACAAGACCCGCGGAAGCAUCUGCUUUGUCGCCAGCAUGUCUGGUAGCAUCGCAAACAAGGGUCUGCUCUCUGCAGCCUACAACUCGUCAAAGGCGGCGGUGAUUCAGCUAUCCCGGAACCUGGCCAUGGAGUGGAGCUCGGUCAAGGAGAACGGGGAGGGCGGCAUCCGCGUCAACUCCCUGAGCCCGGGACACAUCGUCACGCCCAUGGUUCUCAAGAAUUUUGAGGAGGUGCCGGGCUUGAGAGAAACGUGGAGCCAGGCCAACAUGAUGGGACGAUUGGCCGAGACGAGCGAGUUCAAGGGGGCGGCACUGUUCCUGAUGAGCAAUGCCAGCACAUUCAUGACGGGAAGCAACUUGAUUAUCGACGGUGGACACACGGCGUGGUAG
This is a messenger RNA of Trichoderma citrinoviride, 903 nucleotides long. Its product is annotated as NAD(P)-binding protein. The record is from RefSeq and is a predicted model, not a curated record. The transcript has 3 exons. Gene Ontology annotation, molecular function: oxidoreductase activity, acting on NAD(P)H, oxygen as acceptor. NCBI's taxonomy places the organism in Eukaryota, Fungi, Ascomycota, Sordariomycetes, Hypocreales, Hypocreaceae. Gene Ontology annotation, cellular component: intracellular anatomical structure. Bases 1 to 903 code for a protein of 300 amino acids.